AUGGCGUUUAAAAAUAUUGCUGAGGAUCCCAAGUACAAGGGAGUCUUGCCUUCGGACUUCCUGCAUGGAUAUGCGUCGGCGGCCUAUCAAAUCGAAGGUGCGGCAUCUGAGGGUGGGCGAGGCCCCUGCAUAUUCGACAUCAGCCUCAAAGACUUCCCCGAUACUGGCGAAGUAGCUUGUAAAUCUUAUCGCAUGUGGCGGGAUGAUGUCGAGUUGCUUCGCCAAUAUGGUGCGCGAUCCUAUCGUUUCUCUAUAUCUUGGACACGAAUCAAGCCUCUUGGAGGGAAGAACGAUCCUUUGAAUCAGGAAGGUAUCGACUAUUACAACAAUCUAAUAAAUGCGCUCCUGGAUGCUGGGAUUGAGCCAACCGUGACGCUCUUUCAUUACGAUGUCCCCCAAGCCCUCCAAGAGCGUUAUCGUGGUUUCGCUGCUGUUGAUUCUACUCAACUGGUCGAAGACUUCGUUGAUUACGCUCGCGUCUGCUUCUCUGCGUAUGGAGAUCGCGUAAAGCGAUGGUUGACCAUCAACGAGCCUUAUAUCUUUACCAUUUCGAUGGUGGAUCACAUCAAAGACUGGACGAAUGCAGACCUUAUCAGGGUUGGUCACAAUUCCUUACUUACCCACGCUUAUGCGACGGAUCUCUAUCGUCGGGAAUUCCAACAAUCGCAAAAGGGGCAAAUCGGCAUCGCGCUGAACAAUGAAUGGGUCGAACCAAUCGAUAACUCUCCAGAGGCUAUUGCUGCUGCCAAUUUGUCACGGGGCCGUACUCUGGGUUGGGGCACCCAGACCAGCGCCUGGGAUGCUUGGGGAGAUCUCUUUCUCCGCUUUUCAGACGACGAAAUGAAACUGCUCAAAGGCUCUGCCGACUUCUUUUCUAUCAACCAUUAUGGCACCAUGUACGCUACCGGCAAGCCUUUCAAGGCGGAAGAUGGUAUGGGUUGGCAAACAAUGGAAGAAGUCAAUAAGAGCUGGGAAAAAGAUGGGAAGCUCAUCGGGAAGCGUGGCGAGAAUGGCCAUCCGCACUUGGUGGGGUGGGGAUUCCGUAACCUGCUCGUACACUGUUGGGAGAACUACGCCAAAGACCUUGAUCUGCCAAUCUACAUCUAUGAGAAUGGGUUUCCCGUCGAAGAUGAGCAGCACAUGCCUCUAGAACAAAUUCUGGAUGACAAAGACCGACAAGAGUUUUACUCUGACUAUAUCCGGGGACUUUGUGAUGCAGUUCUUGACCAUGGAGCCAAGAUCCAAGGAUAUCAUUGCUGGAGCUUAUUGGACAACCUGGAAUGGGUUUGUGGCUAUGGACCACGUUUUGGAGUCACGUAUAUUGACAAAGAAAAUGGGUUCAAACGAAUCCCCAAGAACUCUGCUAAGUUUGUUGAAAAUAUCUGGAAGCAUGUGGUCGCCGAGAAAUAG
This is a messenger RNA of Clonostachys rhizophaga, 1410 nucleotides long. NCBI's taxonomy places the organism in Eukaryota, Fungi, Ascomycota, Sordariomycetes, Hypocreales, Bionectriaceae. The record is from the annotation of a GenBank genome assembly.